AAAAAAGAAAUAGUUUCAAAAAAAGAAAUAGUUUCAAAAAUAGAAACACUUUCAAUUUAAUAAUAAAUUUUCUUAUCUUUUCCCCCAUUAACAUUAGUUAUCAUAUUUAUCAAAAUGCAUGCCUCAGCAGUAGUCUGUGAUGAACGCGUCACUGAAAAUCAAUCACAAUCACCUUGUAAAGCUCGUCAUUUCAAGGCUAUUGAAGGAAUUCCUUCAACUUAUAUUUAUGUUGAAGGAAUAGAUAAACCAUUUUGGGUUCAUGAGGAAUAUCUCGUUCUUCAAUCCGUUUUCUUUCAAGAAACUCUUCAAAAUGUCACUUCUGGGGAUAUAAUUACAAUUACUUUACCUUCUCCUGAUACUUUUGAACAUAUCUUGCAAUAUUUAUAUGAUGGUGACGCUGAUAAAUGGUAUGAUACUUUGACUCCUGAAAAUUAUUUCGGUGUCUGGCAAAAUAUUGAAUCUCUCGGUUUGGGAAUUGAAGCGAGGGCCAUUUGUCUUACUUAUUAUCAUAGCGAGAUUAAAAAGAAAAACUUAAAUGAUGAUGAUGAUGAUGAUGAUGAUGAAGAAUGUAUUCGAUAAAUUUUCAUAAAUUUCAUUAAACCCAUAAUUUUUAUACUUUUUUUUCAUUAAUAGCGAUUUUAUUAUAAAAUGAACAUUUUUAAACAAAACAAAACAUUUUUAAAUUUUAUAUGUUGAUAACUUUUACAUUCAAUUUCAAAUUUUUACAAAUUUCACACAUUUAUUUCAACAACCGCUAAUACGCAUUUCUCCAAUAAUUUUUUUUUUUGUAAGAUUCUUUUCAUAAAUAUUAAUAAUAUUAUAGAUAAAUUUAUUUCAUAUAUACAUAUUCCGAAA
Rhizophagus irregularis DAOM 181602=DAOM 197198 is the source of this 855-nucleotide messenger RNA. NCBI's taxonomy places the organism in Eukaryota, Fungi, Glomeromycota, Glomeromycetes, Glomerales, Glomeraceae. The record is from RefSeq and is a predicted model, not a curated record.